CUCUGGUGUGGGGGGAAGCCAGAUGCGCUCAAGUUCUCCUCAAAAAUCUGUGUAAGGAGAUGAGACACGGGAGAGCGGGCUGGGGAGCAGAGCAUCCCGGCGGGGCCGCGAUGGAGCCGGUCCUGCCGGGGAUGCUCCGCUCCCUCCCAAAGCCUGCCUUCCCCGGGGAGGCGUUUGAAGGCUCCCUUUCAUCCGCGCACCCUGCGCAGAGUAAACACCUCCCGUAGCCCCAGCCAGGCGGGCGAGGUCUGGAGCGGCUGCAGCCGCGGGCAGGACCCCGGGGGCAGGCAGGGCCGGUGUCCCGCUGUCCCCGCAGCCGAUAGGCGCCGUGCCAGCCCGGCUCCGCGGGCAGGCUCGCCCGGCAGAGCGGCUGCGGUGCUGGCAGGAGCCGGCUGGCCUGCCCGCAGCUCUGCCCGGUUAUAUGGGCAGCCGCGGAGGUGGGGCUGGGCUCGGCCCCGCUCGUCAGCAGCAUCCCGGGCGGCGGGACAGCGAGCGCUCGGCAUCGGCGAGUAACGGGACUGGCCGCCGCGAGAUGGGCAGGAAGCUGGACCUCUCCAAGCUCACCGAUGAGGAAGCCAAGCAUGUCUGGGAGGUCGUUCAGCGGGACUUUGAUCUGAGGAAAAAGGAGGAGGAACGGCUGGAGGAGCUGAAAUGCAAGAUCGACCAGGAGAGCAGCAAGAGGGAGUUCCUGACCAGUCAGUCCCACCUCAACGAGACCCACUGUGUGCACUGCCUGCAGCCCUUCAAGUUCCUGCUGAACAGCAAGCGGCAGUGCCUGGACUGCCGCUUCUACACCUGCAAGAACUGCAGCCGCUACAACAAGAAGGAGCAGGGCUGGGUCUGCGACCCCUGCCGCCUCUCCAGGAUCGUGAAGAUCGGCUCCCUGGAGUGGUACUACGAGCACGUGCGGUCCCGCUUCAAGAGGUUUGGAAGUGCCAAAGUGCUGCAGUCCCUCUAUGGCAGGCUGCAGCCGGGCCAGGGGCUCAACUCUGCCUUUCUGGGUCUUCAUGACAGAGUUUAUAGCCUGCCAGACAUUAACAGAGAGUGCCAGCUGCUCAGCAGCUGUGACGCCGGCGAUGACAGCGACGAGGAAGACAACGUCCUUCGUGGGGCUGAAGCAGAGCGCUACAGCAGGAUGUGCAAGACAAAGCGGCUGCUGUCUGUGCACCCCUUUGAUUUCGAACUGGACUCGGAUUACUCUGCUCAGUCUCGCCGCCAGUCUGUGCAGCUCUCUCCAGCAGCCAACAGCCCGGAUGCUUUCCAGUCCUUCCCAGAUUUCCCCAACUCAGCUGAAGAUGGCUCCCAGGAGUCGAGGGUCACGGAUGCAGACCUGGUGUUCCACCACGUCCUGCAGGAGCCGGGCGUGAGCGCUCCGGAGCAGCACUUCAGCACCGAGGUUCGGCUCACCCUCAACGCACGGAGGAGGAGCCUGGAAAGAAACCCAAAGCCUGGCCUGCCCUGGAACGAGCCGCCCCGGGCGCGGUACUCGGCCGACAUGGACACCUCGGAUGAGGAGGUGAGGGGAGCCCAGCUCCCAGCCCACACCACCAAACGCAGGAACAGAGCCUCCUCCCAGGAGAACAUCAGCCACUCCUCCAACCAGAUCCAUGAGCUCAACACUCGCAUGUCCGCAAUCGAGCGCGUGCUGAACCGCUUGGAGGAAAAAAUCCUGGCGCGCCCUGACGAGUCUCUGGCUCCAGAGUCCCACACUGACCCCGAUGCUGAGGAGGAGGAGCUGAAGAGGAAGCUGGAGGAGUUAGCCAGCAACAUCAGUGAUAAAGAAGUCUCCUCUGACGAGGAGGAGCAUGUAGAAGAGAAGAGAGCAAAGAAACCAGAGCUGAGUUCCUCCAGCGAGGCCAUGGCCAGGGAUGUUCGAAAGAGGUCGUCGGCUCAGGCUUUGAGUGAGAUCACGGCCAAAGUGCUGAGAGCCAUAAACGCCACGGAGGAGGCGGUGUGGGAGUCGGUGCAUGGACACAGCCAGGGCUGGGCCCUCCCUGCUGGGCAGCUCCCAGGCCUGCCACAUGGGAAAGAGGUGGCCGAAGUGUACCAGGAGCUUGAGGAAAAUGUGUACCUGACUGCUGGAAAGGCCUACCAGCUUGAGAAGACCCUGAAGGAGCUUGAGGAAGGGGCUCAGCACAGCGGCACUACUGACUUGGAGCUCUCGGAGCUGGAGGACAAAGUGGCCUCAGCAGCUGCUCAGGUGCAGCAGGCAGAGAGUGAGAUAUCGGACAUCGAAUCCCGAAUUGCAGCCCUGUCUGCUGCAGGGCUGACAGUGAAGUCUGUGGAAAAGGCAAAGAAGAAGUCAAGUGUGCAGGCUGCCUGUCUCCAUUCUCCUGCUCCUGCCAGCAGCAGUCCUGGGGAGUCUCUGGAUGACAUUAAAGCGAUGCCCGGACUGCAGAGGUUCAGGAGGAAGUUCAACAGCCCCCUGGAAAUCACCAGUUUUGAUGACUCCUUUGAGCGCAACUCGGCGUACCGCGGCUCGCUGACGCAGAGGAACCCCAACGGCAAGAACAGGAGGGUGGAGCGGCUCUUCGCGAAGCCUGUGAUGACCCACCUGUCCUGAGGAGAGGGGAGCUCCCUGCUGCCGCAUUUCAGUGAAGAUACAAGACCUCAGCAAAACAAAGCCUCUCUCAGCCUUCCCUGCAACACUUUUCUCCUCCUUCUCCUGAGCCCCUCUCUCCCUGAAAGCCUGGACAGAAAGGAAGCCAGAGGCCAUGGGCAGGAGGCCUUGCUGGGAGUUGAUGGGAAGAGGAGCAAAGCCCUGGGGUGCAGCCAUGUGGCGUGGGGUUCUCAUGGGAGGGUGCUGGAAUGAGACCUUGGGCUGGGGCAGCUCUUUGGUGCUGGGUCAGCCGAGGGGACCAGAGAGGUACAGAGCAGGAGUGACCUCCUUGGGGCAGCUGGGUGUCAGUGUGACAUUCAGCUCAGGGACAGGGCAGGGACACAGCCCUCGCCUGGCAGAAGCUGUCAGUGCCUGUCCCUGCUCUCUCCUGGCUGCUGUGAGCAGGGACAGGAGCUGACAGUGAGUGGGGAAUGCCCUUGGGGUACCCCAGGCAGAAGAGGCAUCCCAGUGCUGGGAUUCACAUCCUGAUGGUCCCAAUCCCCUGCCAUGUCCCAUGGAGCUUUGUUUCUCUUCCCUGAGCAGCAAAGCAGGAUGAGAGCAGUGCUGCUCCCUCCCAGUGAGCCCUUGCUCUUUGCCCCAAGCAUGCAAACACCCACCAAGCCUGAAGCAGCUGAGGCCAUCAGGGCAUGGAAGUGAGGCGAGGCCUGAGGGAAGCAGUGGCAAGAAAAGAGGGAGGAAAGGCUGGAGGGCUUGCUGGGGAUAUUGGUUUGCUUUUCCAGCUCUUGAAAACAUCUCCACUCCAUGUGAGGCUGUAUCAGACACAGAACCCCAGCCUGCAGAGUGUCGGUGCUCCUCUGCUCCUCAGAGGGCUCAGCCCCUGCCAGGAUGCACUUGGGUGGAUGAGCAUGUCCCCUGUCCCUGGUGAUGGCACUGUGGAGCCUCUUAGAGCCACCCCAUCCUUUGUCAGCACCGUGAUGACCUUUGGGAGCUGCAGCAACCCUGGGCCCUGGUGUCAGCCUCGCCCAGCUCCCCCAAGACGUUGGUUUUCCUCCAAUAUUCAACUCUCCACUGAUCCCAGUGGAUCAGUACUGGCCCCAUACCCAUGAGCAGAGCAUCAGGAUGGGCAGAGGGUUGCUUUCUCUUGCAGUCACUUUGGAAGAGGUUUUUUGUUCUGUCCCUGUCCUUUACAGCCCCCACUCUCCUCCUUCCCUCCCUCCCCAGUGGGCAAAGUGGGGAGGAUCACUCACAGCUGGAGCAGGGACAUCAGACCAGUGCAGAGUUUCCCCUCCAUGGCCACCCAGGCUGGAUCAUUUUAGGCAAUUCCUGAGCAUCCGAGCUAAAACCACUUUAAUUACAAUCAGUAGGGUGAGUUCUUAUGCAAAUAACACUCAUUUGGCUUUGCUAGGAGUAGAGGCUGCUAACUGUGUAGGAAUUGGUCCUGUGGUCAUCCCAGAGAGUAUUGUGAGUCCAUAGGCUGGGCUUCCCAGCUGGAAACAAGGCUAUUUUCUUAUUUUAAAAUUAAAUCCUUGUGGCCUGAAGCUCAACAGGGUAAGUGCAAACCUCUGCUGUGGCAGAAACCCUCCCAGACACUGUGGCUUCACUGGAUCCAGCCUGUGCUGUGCUGGGAUGGCAGCUCCUGGGCUGGAAAAAGGGAGCUUCACCAAGGGUUUGCACCCACCCUUCUGGCAUCAGGCUUCAGCCUUCACCCAGCCCCAUCUCUUGCUUGUCUGGCUCCAUCCAUGACUCCAGUCCUUCCAGUCCUGACCCUGUGGAGGAAUCCUCGUGGGGAACCUCAGCAGUGCAGACCAAGGCAUCGCUCAGUAGCCACCCAUGUUGUUCUUUGCUGGUUUCCUGACCCGUUUGCCUGUGUAGAGUUUAUAAUAAAUGUUCACUAAAUCAUGCAAUAAAGCCAAUUCUGUGUCCAGAACCACCA
Passer domesticus (house sparrow) is the source of this 4493-nucleotide messenger RNA. RefSeq names its product melanophilin (gene MLPH). Lineage: Eukaryota; Metazoa; Chordata; Aves; Passeriformes; Passeridae. The transcript has 17 exons. Gene Ontology annotation, cellular component: cortical actin cytoskeleton. Gene Ontology annotation, biological process: intracellular protein transport. Bases 422 to 2563 code for a protein of 713 amino acids. Gene Ontology annotation, molecular function: small GTPase binding; myosin binding; actin binding. The record is from RefSeq and is a predicted model, not a curated record.